Molecule: messenger RNA, 6449 nt
Organism: Carassius auratus (goldfish)
Lineage: Eukaryota; Metazoa; Chordata; Actinopteri; Cypriniformes; Cyprinidae
Gene: mical2a
Product: microtubule associated monooxygenase, calponin and LIM domain containing 2a
Exons: 30
Coding region: 312-4283 (1323 amino acids)
Molecular function (GO): FAD binding; protein binding
Source: RefSeq, a predicted model, not a curated record
UGAUUGCGCAUCUGACACACACGCACACACACACACACACACACACACUGCAGCUACAGUCAGUCACUGCCUCACAUGAGCGCGCUUCUGCUGCCUUUCACUCCUCACUGACUGUCACACGAUCGCUCUACCUGUGCCUUCAGUCCCACAAGGGCGAAACCUACUUCAAUAACUGGACACAGAAAGUGAGACAGAGACGAAGUAGAGACUCCAAAGAUUUUACCAUGAGUGAGGAGACUGAAGUUUGGGUGUAGUUGUUCGGUGGAGCAAGAUAUCACAAACGCAGUGUCUAUAAUCCCGCAAAAUAGACGAUGGGUGAAGCCGAAGAUGAGAAGAACCAGUCAGGACGACUAUUUGAGAACUUUGUUCAGGCCACUGACUGCAAAAGCACCCUGCAGGCCUUCAAUAUCAUGUGCGGUUACCUUGAGCUUGACCCUCUGGAGCACAGCAGCUUCUACAGCGGCCUGAAGAGCACGGUGACCUGCUGGAAAGCCAAAGCCCUUUGGAGUAAGCUGGACAAGAGAGCCAGCCACAAAGAGUACAAGAAAGGCAAAGCCUGCGAGGGCAUUAAGUGCUUGAUUAUUGGAGGAGGCCCCUGCGGCUUGCGGACUGCCAUCGAGUUAGCUUUCCUCGGAGCCAAAGUGGUGGUUAUAGAGAAGAGAGAUACAUUCUCCAGGAACAACGUCCUACAUCUCUGGCCUUACACCAUUCAUGACCUCAGGGCCUUAGGAGCCAAGAAGUUCUAUGGAAAGUUCUGUGCUGGAGCAAUAGACCACAUCAGCAUUCGGCAGCUCCAGCUCAUGCUCCUGAAGAUCGCUCUGCUUCUGGGAGUGGAGUUUCACGUAAAUGUGGAGUUCAUCAAGCUGGUGGAGCCUCCAGAGGACCAGGAGAAUGAGGGGCCGGGCUGGAGGGCAGAGAUCCGUCCCGCGGAUCACCCUGUGGCUGACUUCGACUUUGAUGUGGUGGUGGGAGCUGAUGGGAGACGAAACUCUUUAGAAGGGUUCAGGAGGAAGGAAUUUCGUGGCAAACUGGCCAUCGCCAUAACAGCAAACUUUAUCAACAGAAACACCACCGCUGAGGCAAAGGUCGAGGAGAUAAGUGGAGUUGCCUUCAUCUUCAACCAGAAAUUCUUUCAGGAUCUCAGACAGGAAACCGGAAUUGAUCUAGAGAACAUUGUCUACUACAAAGACAACACACAUUACUUUGUCAUGACAGCUAAGAAGCAGAGCCUGUUGGACAAAGGUGUCAUCAUUCAUGAUUAUAUCGACACUGAGGCACUGCUGAACAGUGAAAACGUGAAUCAAGAGGCUUUGCUGGCAUACGCACGAGAGGCAGCCGACUACGCCACCCACUACCAGCUGCCCACGCUGGACUACGCCACCAACCACUGCGCUCAGCCUGAUGUGGCCAUGUUCGACUUCACCAGCAUGUACGCCUCCGAAAGUGCCGCUCUCGUCCGGGAGAGGUUUGGUCACAGUGUGCUGGUGGCACUAGUGGGAGACAGUCUUCUAGAGCCCUUCUGGCCUAUGGGGACGGGCUGUGCCCGCGGCUUCCUGGCAGCCUUUGACACGGCUUGGAUGGUGAAAAGUUGGGCGCAGGGUAGAAAUCCUCUCGAGGUGCUGGCAGAGAGGGAGAGUCUGUACCGAUUGUUACCUCAAACAACACCUGAAAACAUCGCCAAAAACUUUGAUUUGUACACCAUAGAUCCGGGAACACGCUAUCCCAACCUCAAUUCAAACUGUGUCAGGCCACACCAGGUCCGCAACAACUAUAUCUGUGGAGAGAUGAAGCCGUGCUCUCUGGAACGGGCCGCCACCAUACGCCGCCCCGUUAACUUAGCCCGGCGAGAGUCUGAGAUCAGGCCGAGUCGGUUACUGACGUGGUGUCAGAAGCAGACGGAGGGCUACAGGGCUGUGGAUGUGACUGACCUCACUUCCUGCUGGAGCAGUGGUCUGGCUCUCUGUGCUCUCAUACAUCGCUUCAGACCACAGCUCAUUGACUAUGACUCUCUCAAUGAGCAAGACUGUGCCAGAAACCUUCAGCUGGCAUUUGAUGUGGCGGAGAAGGAGUUUGGCAUUAAGCCUUUCAUCACAGGGAAAGAGCUGGCGGCAGGUCAGGAGCCGGACAAGACCAGCAUGUGCAACUACCUCUCCAAGAUCUACGAGCUCUUUCGGGGAACGCCUCUACCUCCCUCAGAUUCAAAGCGAGAUGGUGAUGCAAAUAAUGAAAAAUAUCCAUCAGGUUCUUCCAGACCUGUUUACAAGUCAUUGAGUUUGCUUCAGCCUCGUAAACGCAUACCCAAGAAUGACAAAAAGACUGAAGACAAUGAUGCCAUAUACAAGAGAAGACGGAAGAUAAGUUACUUAGAAGAGCCAAUCAGAUCCAUCAAUCAGAGUUUUCCUUCAUCCAGUGAGGGGCGGGAACUGAAAGAAAACAAGGUCAAGUUUAUGGCCACUCAGCUUCUAGCAAAAUUUGAAGACAGCACUGCAAGCUGCUCUAUUCGCAGACAGUCUGACUCUAAUGAUGAGAGGCCUCCAAGACCUCCAUCGCUCGAUAUGACCGAUAGCCCUCUCUUUAACAUUAUCAAGAAGAAAGUCCCACCACCCCCACCCCCUAAAAAACAGUUUCCAUCCAUCGCCUGUGUGCAACACUCUGAGGAGCCCUCGGCUCUUCUCUUCCCUUCGCUUCAUUCUAGUCCUCUGAAUCCACGGAGGAAACCACUUCAGCCGACUCACACACACACUCACACACAAUCAGAGGCAGAGAACACAGCUGACUCAGACUCAGGAAAUCCAGCCACCUGCCACUCAGCAGUGCUGGCCAUGAGAGCAAUGCUCCAGCGCCUCCAGAGGGUGGAAGAAGAGAUUAGCCAGAGGAAGGCCCAGUCUCAAAAGGCCAGGGAGUUUCAUAAAAAAAGCAUAAAGGAGAAGGCUGUGCAUUUGAGCUCUCUGUUCUCUGGCGAGGCCUGCUCUCCACCUCAGACGGAUAUACCUCAGACUGGGCAGCUAGACAUGCAGCUUUGUGAAGAGAAGAGAGAAUCAGUGAAAAGCUCAAAGCCUCACUCUUCAUCUCUCCAUUUUCCUCAUUCCAUCCCACUGACCACCCCUUCAGGUCCUCUCCCACAAUGCACUGCUGCUUCCUGUCCUCCACUCAUUUCAUCCUAUCCCUCUCUGCUGUUACAGCAGGUGUCUAAAACCAAACCAUUAGAUGCGAAGCACUUUAUAAAGGAGAUACAGGGAGAUACAGUGAGUUCUUCCCAUCUGUUAAGCAGUCGCAGAACGUCUCAUUUUAGGCAUCAGAGCGAAACCCAGAUCCCCCAGUCAGAGGAAAACAGAAACUUUAACGUACCUGAUAAGACCAGUUCUUCCACUAUCCAUCCUCAUCAGUCUAACUCCAUAACAUUUCACCCCAUCCCAAAAUGCACUGCUCCACUCCAUCUUUCCUUUCCAUUCUGCUCUGCUUCUUCAUUACGCAGUAAAUUAAAGCCAGAAAUACUUCAUUGCAUAAACGUGCAAGAAGAAGCAAUGUGUAACUCAGAAAUGCGCACAGUAGGCAAAGUGUCUCUGAUAGCGGGUGCUAGAGCUAACUCUCUGGUUACCCUCGAUGAAAAUGAUCAUAUGCCCCAGGCAAGCAGCUCUGACAGUCCGCCUUCCUUAAAAAGAGAGUUUCCUCAGAGUCUGGGUGAUGUGUGUCACGUGUGCAAGAAGCGGGUGUUUGUAGUGGAGAGGCUCAGCGCAGAGGGAUUCCACUUCCACAGGGAAUGCUUCCGCUGUCAUACCUGCAGAGCUCCACUGCGCCAGGGAGGGCAUUCCUUCGAUUCAGAGGAAGGAAAGUUGUACUGCAAACUCCACUUUGCUCAACGGAAACCCUUAGUCAAGAAUGGAGGGACACCGAUUCUACACACGACGUGUAAUGAGGAAUCCCACGACGGCUCCAGCUGGAGUCCAGAGGGACGUGAGCAUCCUCUCCAGGACGAGUCUCCAGGUAUCCUGUCCUCCCUGAAGAGAAGCCUGCGCUGGCCGCUGCACGUGAGCCAGACUGUGUGUGCUGUGCCUCGCCGUGUGUUUAACUGGCUGCAUGGUAAAGUGUGGGCCACAGGAGUCCACCUGCGGGAUAAUGUCGAGGAUUACACCUUCCUGUAUGAACUGCUCAGUGUGAGUCUGCCUCUGCUCGCCGUUCUCCAUGAACAGCUGGUCCAGAUGUACGCAGAGGCCGAGCCGCUCAAUCUACAGCCUCUACAGCACUGGCUGGAAGAGCACAUGGGCCACUGGGUCUUAGUGUGAGAGAAACAUCGCCAGGACCCUUUAAAAGGGUUCAUAUCUGAAAUGUCCUGGUUUGGAUUGCGCACAAAUUACCAAAGCCUUUCUCAAUUACGAAGGUUUGCGUAAAGAGAAAAAAAGUGUCAAACACGGAGUGAACUUUAAGCACUUUAAUGAGUGAUCUGCCUUCAUAUGCACGAUUAAGAGUGAUGUUCUGAUUUUAGUUAUUAAUGAAAGUUUUUUAUUCAGACUGCAAGUUUACAAAACCUGACCGAUCAAGCUGCAAACAUGCCUCGUCAUGAACAUGGAAGUCACAUUCUUCUCACAUGUUUACAUAUCUUAUGAAAAACAUACAGCAUGGCUGUUAAAAGGAAUGUUUUCCUGGCUCAACGCAAGAUAAUCUAUUGACAGCAUCUGUGAAAAUGUUGCCGACUAUCACCGAAAAUAACAGCAUCUUAUCCUUCAUACCGUUAAAACAAACAAGAAUGACAAUGGAAGUCUGUGGGACAAGACAUUCCAGAGGAUUUAAAGCGGAAAUGUGCAUCUUAAAUUUCUAUCAAAGCGUCUGUAGUAAUUUAUCAAAACAUAGGGUGUGUUAUCUGAGCUGAGCAUUUUUUUGUGGUGUAACACACUAGUGACUUGUCUAUAUUAACUCAAUGUGUUGUCUUUUGUGGCUGGACUUUCAAAACAGUGUGAGCAUUUUAGGACUUUAACAUUUAAUCCUGUGUUUUAUCUUGUCCUGUAUACUUCCAUUGAAACUGCAUUGCUGUUGAAGUGAUUUUUUUUUCAGUUAUUUCCUGUUAACAGAUGCUGUCCAUAGAGUUCAUCUUAAAGUUUAACUUUAAGCCAUAAAGACUACGUUCUUACAUGUGUGCUGUAUAUGUAACUAGGGAUGCAUAGAUUUGGACUUUUUAGCGGAUAUCAGUUAUUAUAUUUUCAGCCAAUAGAUGACAACAAUAGGUGCAACAACAGAAAACAUCCUUAAAAAAAUUGAUGUGAACUAUUGGAAUAAAGAAAUGAUACAACAAAGAAUAAAAAUAAACUAUACAUUUAAAAAAAAAAUCGUACAGGCUCUUAUUAAGAUUCAGAGAUAACAUCAAAAAGUCACAUUUACAGGCUAAUAUUAAUACAGAUAUGUCAUGCACCGCUCUAUGUAACAAAAUACCGAAUAUGUACGCAAAGCAUAAGCAGACAGUUCCAAAUGCACAUUAAUUUCAUCUCCUGUAGUCUCAAUCAUACACCAGUUUUGCAUCACACUUACGAAUCGCGACAGAAACACUACUUUGUCAGUUCUUUAAACGUCCUCUCAUUUGAUUCACUGGACUAUUACUGCGGUUUCUUCUGAUGUCAUUUGCUACCUACGAUGUGCUGUCUGAGGGCAGGGCAAUACUGUACUUAUAGAUUUUACAGUAUCGCAUGUAAGUGCAAUUAAAGUGCACAUUUUUUCCCCAGUCAGAACUUACUGAGAAGUAUUAAUAAUAUGAAACACACUUUAUGUUGACACUGGAAGGCGAUGCUAGUUUGGGAUGUGUUAAUUAGUAUGAAUGUUGAUUGCAGAUCACCAAAUUCAAAUGACAUGCAUGAAAAUAAAGCACGGAUCAUUAAAUCUGUUAAAUCCAUGUUUGUGCAUUAGCAGCUCAUUUUGAAACACUGUUUACAAGCUGCAUUUUGAUUCACUUCUCAUGUACGUUUCUCAUUUUUUAUUCACUUGUAGUCCUUUUCGACCUCUCCACUGCGUCUGCUCCUGACUUGCUGUGAGCAACGCUGAUCCAAAGGUGAUCGUGUGCAAGGUCACGCUUACAGCAUCUUUGACCUGUUUUACAGCUGUGGACAUGCACGCUGCAUGACACUAACCGCCUGCCUCUGUUUCUCUCAUCUGCACGUCACGUCCGACAUGUUUCUCUUCUCUGUCUUUCUUCAAGGCUUGUUAAUUACUUGCUCAUGCAGCCUCUGUCUUUUCUUCAUUUCUUUCUGUUUCAGAGUUGGCUUACAUUUCAGAAACCUUCAGGCAGGCGCCCGUGUGCCUCUAUGAAAGCAGGUCGUUAGGCCUUUAGUUAAAGUAGCACCUUUUAUCUGACAUGUUGUAAAACUGUUUGAAGUUGUUUGCUGUGUAUUUUCAAUUUGAAAGUUGUUGUUGCCUUAUUUAUAUUAAGCCAUACUCUUGCAAUAAAAGAAAAAUCAAAGCCUUGU